ACGAGCUGCACACAAAGGUAGCAUCCGCUGUCGGACAGCCUGAAAGCAACAAGCUUGACCGGACGAAACGCUCACUGCUGCAGUGUCGUGCACUCUGAUUUGACUGGACUAGCAACAAAACGAGCAUAUUUAAUCCUCACUAAGCGUUGUGUAGGCUGCUUGUAAGGACACCUGCAGUGGUCAAAGUCCGGACUCUCCGUGGCAGGGCAUAUCAUCCCUGGAAGAAGAAACCAUUUACGUAUCGAGGAAAACAAUCUGCACUUUCAGAGUUGAACUGGAGGAAGGAAGAUGUCGGCGGUUUAUAAAGAUGCCCAGGAGGACUGGCUGACGGUGUGUCUCAAGUACCUGCUCUUUGUUUUCAACUUUCUCUUCUGGGUGGGUGGAGCAGCUGUUUUGGGUGUAGGAGUCUGGACACUGGUGGAGAAGAGUGACUACUUGAGCCUGCUGGCCUCCAGCACUUUUGCUGUAUCAGCGUAUAUCCUCAUCCUGGCCGGCAGCCUGGUGGUGGUUACGGGCUUCUUGGGCUGUUGUGCUGUCAUCCGGGAGCAGAGAAGCUGUCUAUCCAUGUAUUUCUUCUGCCUGCUGGUGAUCUUCUUGAUUGAACUGGUGGCUGGAGUGCUGGCUUAUGUCUAUUACCAGAGGCUGAGUGAGGAGCUGAAGCAACAUCUCAACCAGACUAUGACAGACAACUACGCUCAACCAGGGAAGGAGGCCAUCACAUUAGCUGUGGACAGACUACAACAGGAUUUCAAGUGCUGUGGCAGCAACAACUCCCAUGAUUGGAUGGUGAGUGCAUACAUUUCAUCAAAGGUGGCAGAAGGCAGGCUGGUGCCCGACAGCUGCUGUAAGACAGUUACCCUUUAUUGUGGCAAGAGAGACCACCCCUCCAACAUCUACAAGGUGGAGGGUGGUUGCAUCACCAAGCUGGAGCAGUUUCUGGCUGACCACCUGUUGGUCAUUGGUGCUGUGGGAAUAGGAGUGGCUUGUCUGCAGCUGGCCGGUGCAGUCUUGACAGCCUGCUUUAUCUAUCUGCUCUAUAAAGAAGAGGAAGACGACUUCGGUGCAUUGUGAUUUAGUUCAACAGCGUCUUUGUGGUUUAAUCAACUGGAGAUUUGAGGUUGGAGGGUAUUGUGGAAAUUGGAUAUCUUACUGCAUGUUUGUGCUUGUGUGUCUGUCCGCUCUGUGUUAAAUGUGAAAUCUUUGGGCUCCGUGUAUGCUAAAUGGAGACAUUUAUAAUCUUACUUGAUUUUAUUUGCUGAGUGUGAAGCAUGCAGCUGCCUGGCUUUGGCAGUAUAUUGCAGAUUGUCGCUCUGCAUGUUGUGCUAAUGGGCUGUUAUGGCUGCUGAAAAUGUGAUAAAGGUCAAACACAUCCUUUGAAUGGCUUGAUUAAUGCUGCUUCUGCACUAUGAUGUUGUAUACAAGAGACAUGUUUUGUAUCUUUUGUACAGUAGUGACUCAGUCUAUAAAGUACCUGUGCUGACUUGAAAGUGAAUACAGU
Messenger RNA from Micropterus salmoides (largemouth bass), 1498 nucleotides. RefSeq names its product tetraspanin-11-like. Gene Ontology annotation, cellular component: membrane. The coding region runs from base 289 to 1071 and encodes 260 amino acids. The transcript is spliced from 9 exons. NCBI's taxonomy places the organism in Eukaryota, Metazoa, Chordata, Actinopteri, Centrarchiformes, Centrarchidae. The record is from RefSeq and is a predicted model, not a curated record.